AUGUGCGAGGGUCUUUGCGGAACUAACACUCCUCCAUCUUACACGUCUUUUUAUUGCAAUCUUGACGAAGUUGAGAGUCCAAAUGACUGCGAUAAAUGGCAACCUCAGCACGAAGACUGGGGACAUCUCAUGCCAAAUGCUUUGUUGAACCAAGUCAGAGACGCAGCCAACUCAACCUUCACUCUCACCAAUGUCAGCCCACAACUCGGCGAGUUCAAUGAGGGGGCUUGGAAUCAGCUUGAAUGCAUGGUUAGGAAAUUCAUGGAAGAAGAAAUCAACAAUGAAGAUUUUGGAUCAUCGUUGGAACUCACGGGAAAAUUCACGUAA
This is a messenger RNA of Oikopleura dioica, 327 nucleotides long. NCBI's taxonomy places the organism in Eukaryota, Metazoa, Chordata, Appendicularia, Copelata, Oikopleuridae. The record is from the annotation of a GenBank genome assembly.